This is a messenger RNA of Alosa alosa (allis shad), 1987 nucleotides long. RefSeq names its product collagenase 3-like. The transcript is spliced from 10 exons. Gene Ontology annotation, biological process: extracellular matrix organization; proteolysis; collagen catabolic process. Bases 8 to 1570 code for a protein of 520 amino acids. Gene Ontology annotation, molecular function: zinc ion binding; metalloendopeptidase activity. Gene Ontology annotation, cellular component: extracellular matrix. Lineage: Eukaryota; Metazoa; Chordata; Actinopteri; Clupeiformes; Clupeidae. The record is from RefSeq and is a predicted model, not a curated record.
UUUCCAUAUGCACCCCAGGCCAUGUGCUCUGCACUAUAAAAGGAUGAGAUGGACAUUGAGGAUGCAGUGUGCAAGCAUGGAGGUGUGUGUGACUACUCUACUGCUGCUGGUGUGUGUAGCCUGGAGUGAGGCUGCCCCUGUUUCCAUCUCCAUGGGAGACACAGCUGCAUCUGAAGAUGAUCAAACUUUGGCUGAGGACUAUCUGGAGCGCUUCUUCUCAGAUGUCGGGACUUCAAAUGGAACUAUCAUGAGGAGUGUGACAGAAAAUGCUUCUUUCAAAGACAACCUGGAGGCGAUGCAGUCUUUCUUUGGCCUGGAAGUGACAGGCACACUGGAUAAGAACACCAUUGAGGUGAUGAAGGCGCCCAGAUGUGGUGUCUCUGAUAUCAGCAGAUACGGGCACUUUGCUGGACGCCCAAAGUGGGAGAAGAAACGAAUUACCUACAGGAUAACUAUUUACACCCGUGAUCUGAGUCAGAGAGAGGUGGACUACACCAUUGGCCAGGCCUUCAAACUGUACAGUGAUAUCAUUCCUCUGGACUUCAAACAGAUCACCAGUGGCACUGCUGACAUCAUGAUCCUCUUUAAAGGCGGAUAUCAUGGGGACUUUUGGCCUUUUGAUGGUAGUGGAGGUGUCCUGGCUCACGCCAGCUCUCCUGGUCAGGGUGAAGGUGGCGACACCCAUUUUGAUGAUGAUGAGACCUGGACCCUGACAUCUCAAGGAGUGAACCUGCUUUUGGUGGCAGCUCAUGAGUUUGGUCAUGCACUGGGACUGGACCACUCCAGGGACAGAAGUGCCCUCAUGUACCCCACCUACCAAUAUGUCAACACUAAUGGAUACAAGCUGCCUGACGAUGACCGGCUAGGAGUUCAGAAUUUGUAUGGUGUACGGAAAGGUACCGCUCCAGACCCUACACCCCCUCCUCCUAAACCAAAGCCAGAGCCUGAGCCUGAGCCUGAGCCAGAGCCUGAGCCUGGGCCCAACCCCAAAGAUGAACAGUGCAGCCGCAGUCUAGUGUUUGAUGCUGCCACCUCCAUCUUUGGCGAUCUCUAUUUUUUCAAGAAUGGAUAUUAUUGGAGGAAAAGUACAAUGUUUAGAGGAAUUCCUUUAAUCAAAGUGCAAACAACAUGGCCACAGAUCACUUAUGUGGAUGCAGCUUGUGAAGUUCCUUUCAAGGCAGUAUACCUCUUCCAAGGCAACAAAUUCUGGAAAAUAAACCCGCAAGACAAAACCAUUUUGCCAGGUUAUCCAAAAACAUUAAGCAGCUUGGGCUUCGCCUCAAGUGUGGACAAGAUAGAUGCUGCACUGUACGAGCCCCUCACAAAGACCAUUUUCUUUUAUAAAGGAGCACAGUAUUGGAGCUAUAAUCCCAGUAUAGAACAAAUGUACAAAGGAUACCCAAGGGCUUUAUCUGUGGGCUUCCCUGGAAUUGGUAACAAAGUGGACGCAGCAUUUGAAAAUUACGGUUACCUUUACUUCUCCAACGGCGCGAGGCAAGUGGAGUACAACUACCGCUACUUGACAGUGCAGCGCACCCUUCUCAACUAUGGGUGGCUCAACUGCUACUAGUAGUAGACCCCACCACAUGACAAAACAUCACAUAAUACAUCCAGCAGCUUGUAAAUACCUUUGCACUUACUGAUACAUAAUGUACUUUUUUGUUACAUAACCAGUUAGCUCUACAAACAUGAUUGUGUGGUUUCUGUGAAGCAAUCAGGAGGAGAUGCAGAUCCGUCCUGUCCAAGAGAAAAAGUCAAAAUGUUUGAAAACACUGGACAAGAUGCAACCAGAAUUCUGGAGAUUUCUCCAAUUCCCUUCAAUUCUGUAGUAAUACCAGCGAUCCUUGAUUACUAACCCCUCUGGUAGUACCAUGUUGCAGUUAUAACUUUGAUCUCCAAAAAGCUCAUGUACAGGGAAAAUAAAUAUUUGUCUUGUCUAUGCUAUAAGAUCAUGUCUGCCAAAUAAACAGUACAGCCUUUCCAGCUA